This is a messenger RNA of Trichoderma asperellum CBS 433.97, 852 nucleotides long. It is a transcript of the gene CPR2, whose product is annotated as Peptidyl-prolyl cis-trans isomerase B. The record is from RefSeq and is a predicted model, not a curated record. Gene Ontology annotation, molecular function: peptidyl-prolyl cis-trans isomerase activity. NCBI's taxonomy places the organism in Eukaryota, Fungi, Ascomycota, Sordariomycetes, Hypocreales, Hypocreaceae. Gene Ontology annotation, biological process: protein folding; protein peptidyl-prolyl isomerization.
CCAACCCUCUGCUGCUGGGCUCAUUUUUGUUCCUUUGAUAUUCACGACUGAUAUCACUGAAUUGAGCAGCCAUCAUGUUUACCUUCAGGCGGCUGUUUACCACCGCCAUUGUCCUGGUGGUGGGACUGCUAUUCUUUGCCCGAACGGCCGAGGCCGUCAAGGGCCCCAAGAUCACCCACAAGGUCUACUUCGACAUCGAGCAAGGCGAUCAGAAGCUUGGCCGUAUCGUCAUGGGCCUCUACGGAAAGACUGUCCCCCAGACCACUGAGAACUUUCGAGCUCUUGCUACUGGCGAGAAGGGCUUUGGCUAUGAGGGAUCCACCUUUCACCGUGUUAUCAAGCAAUUCAUGAUCCAGGGUGGUGACUUCACCAAGGGCGAUGGCACCGGUGGCAAGUCGAUCUACGGCGACAGGUUCCCGGAUGAGAACUUCAAGCUGAAGCACACAAAGAAGGGUAUUCUGUCCAUGGCCAACGCUGGACCUGACACCAACGGCUCCCAGUUUUUCAUCACCACUGUUGUUACUUCAUGGCUCGAUGGCCGACACGUCGUCUUCGGCGAAGUUCUCGAGGGCUACGAUGUCGUUGAAAAGAUCGAAAACACUCCAACUGGCCCCGGCGACCGUCCCAAGGUGGAAGUCAGGAUUGCCAAGAGCGGCGAGCUGGCGGUUCCUCCCGAAGGUAUUCAUGUCGAGCUCUAAUAUCUUACAUCGUCACUCCAACUCUUCAAUCAGUCAAUCAAUCAAUCAAUUUUCCGUCACGGACGUGCUGAUGAAUUUGGUCUUCAAUCUCAGAGAUAUACGGUACGGCUGGCUGGGCCGCUGGGGCUUCCGACGGUGUUGAUGCAGCUGCGGC